Megalops cyprinoides (Indo-Pacific tarpon) is the source of this 3815-nucleotide messenger RNA. RefSeq names its product large tumor suppressor kinase 1 (gene lats1). Gene Ontology annotation, molecular function: ATP binding; protein serine/threonine kinase activity; protein binding. Lineage: Eukaryota; Metazoa; Chordata; Actinopteri; Elopiformes; Megalopidae. The record is from RefSeq and is a predicted model, not a curated record. The transcript has 8 exons. Gene Ontology annotation, biological process: positive regulation of apoptotic process; G1/S transition of mitotic cell cycle; regulation of organ growth. Bases 310 to 3741 code for a protein of 1143 amino acids.
UAUCCAAGCCACACGGGAAAAGAAUGCUAAAGAGGAGUGUGAACAGCAAAAUAACUCUUUGCGGUUGAGUUGUACGAUAGGAAACAAUUAAUACACAAGAUUCACAACCCCUCUCGGUGACUCGAAGCUGGAAAUCAAAUAGGAUCCCUUGCGGAUGUGCCGGUGUGAUUUGUGGACGCAGAACUGAAGACUCGCUCGACACAAGCGCUCGACCGACUCGAUUCUCCACCCUGCGCCCGGAGACGGCUCUCGCCGCUUUGCGAAGCUACAGCCCUUUCACCCCUGGCUGUACCACAUUAAUGUUCUUACAUGAAGAGGGGGGAGAAACCCGAAGGAUACCGACAGAUGCGACCCAAGACCUUUCCCGCGAGUAACUACAGCGGCAGCAGCCACCAGAUGCUGCAGGAGAUUCGGGAGAGCCUGCGGAACCUCUCCCGGCCCUCCGAUGCCGCCAAGGUGGACAUGGUCGCCGGCGCAGGGAAGGUGGUGGCGGACGACCUCAGGCAGCAGGGUCGGACCAGCAACCCCAAGAACCCGUACCACAAAGCCCUGCAGGAGAUACGCAAGUCGCUGAUGCCCUUCGCUAACGAGCCCAGCUCCUCCUCCAGCAGGGGUGCAGAGGUCAACAAGCAGAUGCUGCUGGAGCUGCAGACCGCUGGCUUUGAGGAGGAGAUGGUGAUCCGCGCCCUGAAGCAGACGAACAGCCGCAGCGUGGAGGCCGCCAUCGAGUACAUCAGUAAGAUGAGCUACCAGGACCCGUGGCGGGAGCAGAUGGUGGCUGUGGCCGCGGCCGCCCGCCCCGUCAACGCCGGCAUGAAAACGCCCAGUGCAGCUCACAUCCAGCAGCCCGUGCUGAGGAAGCAGAGCUGGAAGGGCUCCAAGGAGUCCCUGGUCCCCCAGAGGCACGGGCCCCUCCUAGUGGACGGGAUAAUGUACCACUCCGACAGUCCCGGCCCCCAGGCGGACAUGGCGGGUCGCCCACCCCCGGCCUUCACACAGGGUCACCCUGGAAACAGCCAGAGGGUCAACCCGCCCCUGCCGCCCCAGGUGCGCAGCGUCACCCCUCCCCCGAACAGGGGCACCACCCCGCCCCCGCCCUCCUGGGACACUAACCCCUCCACCAAGCGCUUCUCGGGAAACAUGGAUUACCUGGUGCCCCGCAUCUCCCCUGUCCCGCAAGGCGCCUGGCCCGACGGGUACUCCGCCCCCUCCUCCCAGAACCAGAGAGGCAUCAGCCCGGUGCCGGUCGGCCGGCAGCCUAUCAUCAUGCAGAGUUCGGGGGGGAAUAAGUUCAACUUCCCCUCUGGCUGGCCCCAGAACAGCUCGGGGCAGCCCGACUACCUGGGACAUCAGAACGUAGCCCUGAGCGGGGGCGGGCGGCAGCCCCCCCCUCCCUACCCCCUGAACCAGGGCAGCAGACAGAGCCCCACACCGCUGCAGAUGCAGACAGGGGGACCCGCCUCCUCCCCCACCUACGUCAAUGGCGGGAACCUCCCCCAGUCCGUGCUGGCGCCCAACCGCAACAGCCACAACCUGGACCUGUACAACCUGAGCGUCCCGGGCCUGCCCCCGUCCUGGCCCCAGACCCAGUCCUCCCCCGGCGGCAGCGGGGGCCACGACAUGCCCUCCUCCUGGCCCCACAGCAUCCCCGUCCGCUCCAACUCCUUCAACAGCCACCAGCUGGGCGGCCGGCAGGGCCACCCGGCAAGCUCCCAGCCCUCGGCCACCACCGUCACCGCCAUUACCCAGGCGCCCAUCCUGCAGCCCGUCAAGAGCAUGCGCGUGCAGAAGCCGGAGCUGCACACGGCCGUGGCUCCCACGCACCCGCCGUGGCUGCAGCAGCAACAGCAGCAGCAGCAGCAGGCCCCUCUGCCGGGCCCCUACCCGGAGGGCCCCGCGCCCAGCUACCAGGGCCCAGAGGUACCCAGCUACCAGGGCCCCCCGCCCCCCUACCCGAAACACCUCCUGCAGCAGCCCGCCGCGCCCUGCCCGGCCUACGACUCAGGCAGCAAGCCCGGCGGCGGGAAGGAGGAGGCAGUGUCCGCGGGGGCGGCGGCGGAGGAGGGAGGGGGCGGGGGUAGCGGCGGCGGAGGCGGCGCGGGCGACCGGGCAGACGGCCCCGAGGGCACCGCGGUGACCGACCGGGAGAAGAAGCAGAUCACCACCUCCCCGGUGCCCGUGCGCCGGAACAAGAAGGACGAGGAGCGGCGGGGGGAGGCCCGCGUCCCCAUCUACUCCCCGCAGGCCUUCAAGUUCUUCAUGGAGCAGCACGUGGAGAACAUCCUCAAGAACCACCAGCAGAGGCUGAGGCGCAAGAAGCAGCUGGAGAGUGAGAUGCAAAGGGUGGGCCUCUCGGGGGAGGCUCAGGAGCAGAUGCGCAUGAUGCUGUGCCAGAAGGAGUCCAACUACAUCCGGCUGAAGCGCGCCAAGAUGGACAAGUCCAUGUUCGUCAAGAUCAAGACGCUGGGCGUGGGGGCCUUCGGCGAGGUGUGCCUGGCCCGCAAGGUGGACACCAACGCGCUCUACGCCAUGAAGACGCUGCGCAAGAAGGACGUGCUCCUGAGGAACCAGGUGGCGCACGUUAAGGCCGAGCGGGACAUCCUGGCGGAGGCCGACAACGAGUGGGUGGUGCGCCUCUACUACUCCUUCCAGGACAAGGACAACCUGUACUUCGUCAUGGACUACAUCCCCGGGGGGGACAUGAUGAGCCUGCUGAUCCGGAUGGGCAUCUUCCGGGAGGAGCUGGCGCAGUUCUACAUCGCCGAGCUCACCUGCGCCGUGGAGAGCGUGCACAAGAUGGGCUUCAUCCACCGCGACAUCAAGCCCGACAACAUCCUCAUCGACCGCGACGGCCACAUCAAGCUCACCGACUUCGGCCUCUGCACCGGCUUCCGCUGGACACACGACUCCAAGUACUACCAGAGCGGUGACCACAUCCGGCAGGACAGCAUGGACUUCAGCAAGGAGUGGGAGGACCCGGCCAACUGUCGCUGCGGAGACCGGCUCAAGCCCCUGGAGCGGCGAGCGGCCCGGCAGCACCAGCGCUGCCUGGCUCACUCGCUCGUCGGCACACCCAACUACAUCGCUCCCGAAGUGCUGCUUCGCACAGGUUACACCCAGCUCUGUGAUUGGUGGAGUGUUGGUGUCAUUUUGUAUGAAAUGUUAGUAGGACAACCCCCAUUCUUAGCAACAACACCCCUCGAAACACAGCUCAAGGUGAUAAACUGGCAGACAACCCUGCACAUACCUCCGCAAGCCAAGCUGAGCCCCGAGGCGUCCGACCUGAUCGUCAAACUGUGCCGGGGUCCAGAGGACCGCCUGGGCAAGAACGGGGCAGAUGAGAUCAAGGUGCAGCCCUUCUUCAAGACCGUUGACUUCUCUAGCGACCUGCGGCAGCAGCAGCGGCCCGCCCCCUACAUCCCCAAGAUCGCCCACUGCACGGACACCUCCAACUUCGACCCCGUCGACCCCGACAAGCUGUGGAGCAGCGACGACGACGGCGAGGGCAACCACAACGACACGCUCAACGGCUGGUACAAGAACGGCAAGCACCCCGAGCACGCCUUCUACGAGUUCACCUUCCGCCGCUUCUUCGACGACAACGGCCACCCCUACAGCUGCCCCAAGCCCAUCGAGUACGAAGGCUACGAGGACCCAGACGCUGAGCCCCCCAGGGAAGAGGGGCCAGAGCAGGAGGGGGCCGGCCGGGGGCCGCAGGGCCGUGACCUGGUGUACGUGUAGACUGUCCGCGUGUUCUGCCGGCUACCAGCUUUCUCCUGUGUCACUGCUGAUCCAUGACGUGGCAGAUGUGUAUC